AUGUCGUCCCGUGUUGGAUCGUCGACACAGCGAUUCGCGUGCCAUCACUCACGCGCAACGGCGCUGGGGGUCAUCACGGAGCUAGGCUGGAAACGGACGAAUGCGUCUCACCUCCGUCAGGGCUCCGGGGCACAUCUCCGAUGCGGUGCGCUCAUCGCAACGACUCGGUCCGGACGGAGGGCGGCGAGAAGGGGCGCAGGGGCAGCUUGUGUGAGCCCCGAGGUCUGGAGCGUCGAGGGAAAGCGCGUCGGCUGGGUCACCAUCAUCAUCUCAGCCCUUGUACCGUAUUCGGGAGCAGCACAGGGUUAUGGCAUAGAUGGCAACGGCGAGCCCGGGGCAGAGGGCAGAUGUCGGACAGUGACAGAUGGGAGGGGCAGGCAUGCCACAAAGCCCCGUGUGGCGGGGGACGAGCGAGGCCAACGACUCGAGCCGGCCUCCGCCCGAUCACCUGCAGGCCGGGGAAUGCCGGAAGCACGUGCGCGGCACGCGAGAGGCUGCUCCGCCCGUGUUGGCCCCGGAUCACUCACACUCGCGGUCUGCCAUCUCGAUCACGCGAAAUUUUUUGUCUGCCCCAAUCUCGCCCGCUGCAUCUCGCCCGAUGUUGGCGAUUCGCCCUGCCCGCAUGAGAUUGCGCCGUACCGGGAGCAGUUGCAGCUCUCCCCUCCGCCAUCUGUCGAGGGCUGCCCCUGCCCAUGCUGGCCGUUGUGUACGCAUGCUGGAGCCCGGCCGCCCCUGUGUCUCCAAGGCAGUGCCCCCGACAUCGCCGCCGCACUUCCAGUCUUCGUCUAA
Fibroporia radiculosa is the source of this 789-nucleotide messenger RNA. RefSeq lists its product as uncharacterized. NCBI's taxonomy places the organism in Eukaryota, Fungi, Basidiomycota, Agaricomycetes, Polyporales, Fibroporiaceae. The coding region runs from base 1 to 789 and encodes 262 amino acids. The record is from RefSeq and is a predicted model, not a curated record. The transcript has a single exon.